GUCAAUGGAGUAGUGUCCCUUGUUUUGUCUAAAGUUCACGUCUGCGGUUACAUCGUUAAACUAUUUUCGUUUCAUUUUCAUUCUUUUAAAUCAAAGAUGGCUGCAAAACCUUUAGUGAACAUAGACAUCAUCAGCGAUGUAAUGUGUCCUUGGUGCUGGGUUGGCAAGCGAAAGUUGGAAUCCAGCAUGAAAGCUCUUGAAGAUAAAAUUCAAUUCAGGGUACGAUGGCAUCCUUACCUACUGCGUCCUGCCGCUCCGCCAGAAGGCAUACCCAUUCCGUCUGCUUUUAGAAGUGGACCAAGGGUGACCCAGCUGCAACAAGCUGGAGCUGCAGUUGGAAUCAAUUUUACUUUCAAAAACACCUCUUUCCCAAGCACCAUUAGAAGUCAUGCUCUUCUGGAACUGGCGGCAGCUAAAGAUGAUGGAGUAAAACAGAACGAUGUUGCAGAGCUACUGUUUAAGGCAUAUUUUGUAGAUGGCAAGAUGCUUACUGAUGAUGAUGUAGUGGACGUUGGCAAGCAGGCAGGGUUUGAGGCAAAUGAGAUUCGAGCUUACAUCAGCAAGCAGGAAAAUCUUGAUCAUGUUGUUAGAACAGCCAAAAGUUGGGCUGACAAGGGAGUGGAAGGUGUACCACUGUUUUAUUUCAAUGGGCAGCGCAUGUUUUCUGGUGCUCAGGAUGAGGAUGUUUUCAAAAGAAUGCUUACUAUGGCAGCAGAAAAGUUCCAAGCGUCUACCAUUAACAGAGCUUAAAUUUUACUUCCUGUAAAUAAAAUGUGAGUAGCAUGCAUGCAGUCAGAAAUAUUUUAAGAUGGUCUUCAAUAACAAAAAGAAUCUUCAAAAAGUUCUUACUCAGGAGCAAAGCACAAUCUUGGAACUUUCCAUCUUGACACACAAAGGACACAUGACCAGAAUUGUGUUGUUUUACACCCUUCGUUACUUACUAUGCAAUAAUAACCACAAUGCAUACAAAACUGACACAUUUACUGAUAACAUAAAACUUAAUGUGAACGACUGUUAGCAUAAAUGUAUCUUUUUUAAUGUUAAUGAAAGAGUUUGAAGAACCAAAGCAACAAUGAACAAUGGUAAUAAAAUGCAUAAAAUCUGACAUCAUUCUCUUUAAAUACAAAAUAUACAAACAUAAUAAGACUGUUGCUUUUCUCUUGGCAUCUGUAUUCAGAACAUAUAUAGACAACUGAGUAAAAUCUGUAUUACAAUUCUGUACAAUAACUAUAAUUGUAACCUUAAGUCACAAAAGAGAUCCAGAUUAGCCCAGUACAUGAAUAGCUCAAGAAUCUUUUUCCGCCUGGAGGAUAUUAGCUGUCCUCUCCCAUAAUACAUGCACAGAAAAUGCUCAUGUCCUUUACGAUCUGGUCAGAGAAAAUUUUACAUGAAAGUAAAACAAGUGGCAGUGACAAGUGGUAUACUGUCUUUUGCCAUCAAGCACAAUGUGUCGAGGCAAUAAAAAAAAACAAAA
This is a messenger RNA of Pomacea canaliculata, 1474 nucleotides long. RefSeq lists its product as uncharacterized. Gene Ontology annotation, molecular function: oxidoreductase activity. The transcript has 4 exons. Bases 97 to 750 code for a protein of 217 amino acids. NCBI's taxonomy places the organism in Eukaryota, Metazoa, Mollusca, Gastropoda, Architaenioglossa, Ampullariidae. The record is from RefSeq and is a predicted model, not a curated record.